UGUGGGGAAGCCUCCUCGGCCGGGAAGGGGGCAGGGCUGCUGGCUGUCUCGCUCUCUCUCUCUCUCCAUUGUCCGCCCAGCUGCAGCCCUGGCUGGGCACCGGCCGGGGAUGCCCUGAGGACUAGCAGCGUGGCCGGUCCGUCUUGCAAGGAGAGGGAGGGGCAGGCAGGAUGAAUCCCCAGGAGGAGCAGCCCGAAGCAGACGGGGCACAGGCUGUCGCUCAGGAGGAUGGGAUGACUUGGUGGUACAGGUGGCUAUGCAGGUUGGCUGGCAUCUUAGGGGCCAUCUCUUGUGCUUUUUCCGGGCUCUGGAUGUGCCUGACCAUUAACCCUCUAAACAUAGCUGCAGGAGUCUGGAUGAUGUUGAAUGCCUUCAUUCUCAUACUAUGCGAAGCUCCCUUUUGUUGCCAGUUCAUCGAGUUUGCAAAUAUUGUCUCGGCCAGAGCAGACAAGCUUCGUCCCUGGCAGAAGGCACUUUUCUAUUGCGGGAUGGCUUUAUUCCCGGUGAUUUUAAGCCUGACUCUGACUACCUUAUUCGGCAACGCCAUUGCCUUCGCUACGGGCGUGCUUUAUGGACUGUCUGCGCUGGGUAAAAAGGGAGAUGCCAUCGCGUACGCCAGGAUGCAACAAAUUCAACAGAAGCCAGCCGGCGGCGAUGGGACGACAGAAAACGUGCAGGCGCAGUUGGUGUGACAUUUUUUUGUUUUUCACCGCACUGUUUUGAAGCAGAUUUCCACUCCGGAGUCGCCUGUGUUCUUUGAAGUGCUUCCGAAUUUAAUUCCAUUUUAAAAAACAACAACAAUGAAUUUCUGCGUCACUGUGAAUUUUAAUAAUGCUGCAGUUUUUCAAGGAUUUAAAACGGGGUUUGUGUCUGGCCCCGCUUCCCCGAAAUCUUCCAGCCCUGCUUAAUAUCUCAGGUCAAAGUGGAAUCAAAUCAGGUGCAAGCAAGCGAGCAAAAAAAAAAAUCUUCCCAUCCAGGUGAAUUUUCUUUGGCUGUUUUCCGAAGAGAUGGAAGCAUCCGUUCCGGUUCGCAUCUCAAAUUUUGAAGAGUGGGGCAGAAGAAAUAUCUCCUCUUCCUAAUGUUGCCACGGUUUCCGCUGCCUUUUAAAAACCCUGCGUUUUUUUUAACGCGUCGCAGCCGCGACAAAAACAAACACAACAGACGUUCGGGUACGUGCAGGGGAAGGAUGAAAUCGACGGUUUUCUAGAAGCUUUGUGUAUUGCAGUGAUGUCCGACUUUAUUUGCAAAAAAACGACAACCAUCCCAAAACGUGGAAAGAUUUUUUUGGGGGGUGAGAAUUGCAAUACCGAACGUCCCAAAUUAAAAGUCGAGAGUAAAUUAUUUUUGCCUUUUUUAUUUGCAGCAAGGAAUCCAUCUUUGAUUAUUGUCGGGGAGUCGCAGAAUCAAGGAAAAGAAGCAAUUUUUGAAACCGGAACAGGACGAAAAUGAAUUUUAGCUUCGAUUGUUGUUGUUGUUGUUUUCUCCUCUGGCUAAAUGUACUCUUUGCGCUCCAAAGUGUGAGGUGACUUUGGUGUCAUUAUUUUUUCACCUCCAAAUUUUUGCAAAGCAUUCGGGAGGGUGAUUUUUUUGCAACCUUUCUCUGAAUUUUGAAGAGAGCUAUGAUUUCAUAUCGUUAGAAAUUAGUGAAGUGUUGUUUUGAUUGUGAGAUGCGUUUUGUGAGGCGGAGAAAUACCGGAACGAUCAUUUUCUUUCAGGUGUGUCUUAUUUCCCUUUUUGGGGUUUUUCCUUAUUCGAGGAUUUUUCAGCAACCGAAAUUCAGAAUUUCGUACCGAAGGCUAUUUCGUUCAAAUGCCGAAAAAGAGAGAGGUUUUCGUAGCAGUUGAGUAAGGCUGGGCCAAUUCACUGCUCUGUUAAAACGAAGGAAAAAUUCCCAGCAGCACAAAUUUUCUUAAAUUUUCAGGGGGCGCCAAAGAUAGACCGAGUUUGUUAUCUUCUUAGGAAAAGAGUAAAUGGCAGGUGAAAUGCUCCUGGUUCGGCCCGGUUUGACUGAACCGGUAGCAAUGACGGUUGUAAAACCAUUUCAGUUCUUCGUAACUGAAAAGCACAAAACUUCAGUCCUUUUUUUAAAUUUUGGCUAGGUGCAUUUUCUGUUGUGAGUUUUCCAAGCCGGGAGGGGAAAAAAGGGAAUUUACAGUCUCAGGCCAUUUCUUCAUUUAAUCACGUAGCAUCUUUGCUUUAUCGUGAUAUAUAAGGCCUGCCCUCAGCCGGACAAAUUUGGUUUGAAUAAAUUUGAGAAGAUUUAGUGGAGAAA
Molecule: messenger RNA, 2272 nt
Organism: Pantherophis guttatus
Lineage: Eukaryota; Metazoa; Chordata; Lepidosauria; Squamata; Colubridae
Gene: CACFD1
Product: calcium channel flower domain containing 1
Biological process (GO): vesicle-mediated transport
Cellular component (GO): membrane
Source: RefSeq, a predicted model, not a curated record